GGAAGUUGUAGCAGCUGCCAUGUUUAGCUGCUUUGUUGUAGAUUUCUUGUAGGUUUCCUGCAGAUUUUUAAGUGUUGCAAUGGAACCGAGCUGGAGUUCGUUUUUAUUUCAGCAGGCCAAUGAGGCGUUGCACCACCACCACCAGGUGGCCCAGAACAGCCUGCUGCCGCUGCUCAACUCCGCCUCGGAGCCCAUCGACCAGAAGCCCGUCAUGCCCAUCCCCCUGGACCACAAGCCGCCGGUCAGCGCCGCCGACCUGCUCAAGGACAACGUGGCCAGUGGGGCGGGGGGAGGGGGGGGCGGAGGGGGAGGAGGGGGAGGAGGGGGAGGAGGAGGGGGGGUCCACCACCCGGUGGUGGUGAAGAAGGAGCCCAAGUCCAAGACGCCGUUCGUGUGCAGCUACUGCAACAAGGCGUUCCGCGACAGCUACCACCUGCGGCGGCACGAGUCGUGCCACACGGGCAUCAAGAUGGUGUCGCGGCCCAAGAAGAACCCCGCCGCCUCCGCCUCGGCGCCGCCCACCAUGGUGCCGCUGGUGUCGGCCGUGUCCCGCGACGGCCCCUACGUCUCCACCAUCGCCGGCAUGCUGACCACCGCCACCACCUCCGCCACGGCCUCCAGCGUCAUGACCUCCAUGGCUCACCACCACCACCACCAUCACCACCACCACCAGCAGCAGCAACAGCAGCAGCAGCAGCAGCAGCAGCAUCAGCACCAGCAGCACCACCAGCAGCAGCACCACCCACAGCAGCAGCAGCAGCAGCAGCAGCAGCCGCAGCAGCCCAAGAAGCCGCCCAAGCCGGUGAAGAAGAACCACGGCUGCGAGAUGUGCGGCAAGGCCUUCCGCGACGUCUACCACCUCAACCGCCACAAGCUGUCGCACUCGGACGAGAAGCCCUUCGAGUGCCCCAUCUGCCAGCAGCGCUUCAAGCGCAAGGACCGCAUGACCUACCACGUGCGCUCGCACGACGGCGGCGUGCACAAGCCCUACAUCUGCUCCGUCUGCGGCAAGGGCUUCUCCAGCAAGGACCGCAUGACAUACCACGUGCGCUCGCACGACGGCGGCGUGCACAAGCCCUACAUCUGCUCCGUCUGCGGAAAGGGCUUCUCCAGACCGGAUCAUCUCAGCUGUCACGUCAAGCACGUCCAUUCCACAGAAAGACCUUUCAAAUGCCAAGUAACAGCCUGCACGUCUGCGUUCGCCACCAAAGACCGCCUGCGCUCCCACAUGAUCCGGCACGAGGGCAAGGUCACCUGCAACAUCUGCGGCAAGAUGCUCAGCGCCGCCUACAUCACCAGCCACCUCAAGACGCACGGCCAGCAGACCAACUUCAACAACUCCUGCAACAAAGACUCUAACGACGUGUGCAAUUCAGCCUCCGCCACCCCUGUCUCCACCUCGGUGGCCAUCACCACGGCGAUGAACCGUGGCAACCCGGUGUCGGGCAACGCGGUGACGAUCGCGGCGCAGAUGAACAUCAGCACCAACACGGUGAACAUCACCUCGCCCGUGAGCCUGCAGCACCCCGUCACCAUCACGGCGCCGGUCAACCUCGCCUCGGUCAACAUCCCCACCUCGGUGCCCAUGAACAUCGCCCACCCCGUGGCCAUGAACAUCGCCGGGCCGCUCAACAUCGCCAUGCGCUCCAUGGACAGCAUGCCCUUCCUCUCCCAGGUCCUGCCCUCCUCGCCGCCCUGGUAGGCUCGGGCUGGGGUGAGAGAGAGCCGCACCUUCCUCUUCUGCAGCCAGCCAAUCCCUGUGGAGAAUGACCCGUGCCAGCCCCCCGCCUCUUCCUCCUCCAAUCGUGUUCCUUUUGCAAAAGCCCAGUCCUUUCACCUUAUAUGAUCAUCAACUACCCUCCUCCCCAAUCCCCACCACCACCCACCUUCUGAGGGACACCUUGGCUGGCUGCGUAAGUCCUACUGCCUGGCAGAGUCGCUAUGCAGGUACGCUCGGCAGAAACAGAGACGGAGCUAAACACAAAAAAGAAAGAAAGGAAACACAGAAUAGGACGGAGGAGAAGAAGAGGACAGACGGGGGCGAUAGCUGUGGAAGGCUGUCUACGAAAGACAGACGCAUUUUGUUUUGUUUACUCCCCCUCCACCCCCGACGCCUCUCUCUCGCGCUCUCUCGCUCGCAUCGCUUCCUCACAGUAGCACCCAGAUCAGUUUGCCGUGCUCAGCACCUCCUUCACCACUGAAGGAACUCUUCAACUCCCGUCUGCACCGAGAUCAGUGAAGUAAACACAGCAAGAAAGCACUACGAGUGACGAUUUAAAACUACAGCGAUUUUGAACACAGGAAAAUAGUGAGAGAGCUGCAACUUGGCUGUCGUAUUUUUUUCUUUUUUUUCCCCUUUCCCAAACUGCUCUUGCAUCAAACAGUUAGAUUUGUUUUUGUUUGAUUAAUUUUCUUUUUGUAUUAUUAUGUAGGUUUGCUAAUCAGUAUUUAAUAGUUUUAAGGCAUUUUAUGGAGUAAACUACACAAAAAAGGGACAAAAAAGGCUUCCAUUUGUGGGAAGAGUUUUUUUUGAGAAUGCUUUGUAGU
Molecule: messenger RNA, 2547 nt
Organism: Sardina pilchardus (European sardine)
Lineage: Eukaryota; Metazoa; Chordata; Actinopteri; Clupeiformes; Clupeidae
Product: vascular endothelial zinc finger 1-like
Exons: 6
Coding region: 80-1702 (540 amino acids)
Biological process (GO): regulation of transcription by RNA polymerase II
Cellular component (GO): nucleus
Molecular function (GO): RNA polymerase II transcription regulatory region sequence-specific DNA binding; DNA-binding transcription factor activity, RNA polymerase II-specific
Source: RefSeq, a predicted model, not a curated record